UUCUAGACGGUAUUUUGACGUUCAAUUAUUAAAACAAUAAUUGCACCGUCGAUGCAUAUUUUUGCCAAACAAUUUAAUGAAAAGAUCUUAUUGCAGUUUUUUUAGAGAAUUUCUGAAAAAGAGCUUAUAUUUUGAUGGAAAAACCAGUGUCGUGUAUGCUGUGGAAUAUUGAAUUUAAUUAAUCGUGGCAAAGUGGUUAGAGAUAGUUUAUACAUCACCAAUGUAUUUAUUCCAUUUUUUACUUUGACAGAACCAGAAUCGCUUUUGUUGUUUGCCGACCAUUGGUUGGAGUUGAACGGGUCCGAUAGUGACUUUUGAAGAAGGGAUCAGUGGCUAUUGGUUUCUGUGACUCCAAUGCUCUUUUUUUGUUCACCGCCAUGAGGUACUUUAAAUGUAAACGAUGCUAUUCACUCGUUCACGAAACACGUAUUGUCCGACAUCAUACCAAGGUGCAUCCAAAUGUACCCCAUGAAUAUUACGUCGAUAAUUACUUUGAUUUCCAUCGCGAACUGCAUAAGUGUAAAUAUUGUUCGUGUAAAUUGCCGUUGAAACAAUUGAACAAACAUCUGCAGCGUGCACACCUCAACAUAAACCAUGUGUUCAAACCAAAUUCGUUGCUGUUUGAACGUGCACUCAAAGUGCUGGAUUCAGGCAUUACAACAACGACCAUUGAAAUAAGUAGCGACUCCGAAAUAGAAUUCGAUCAAUUAUUCGAAACCAAAACAUCAGUGGAUGUGGCCAUUCAAUGUGAAUUGAUUCCAAAUGACACGGAAGGUGCAUGUAAAGAGCCAGAUUCAAACAUUCAAGCACCAACAAUUGACACGAUCAGCGUUGAAUCAAUUGGCAGUGGGUGUGUGUCCAAAGAUUCAUCAGUGGAUCCGGCCAUUGGUCAGCCCCAACAUGGUGAAGUAAGCACAGUCAUCGAAACCAAAGAGAUCGCCACACAAACGUCAUCAGUCGAAAAAUGUGAACAAUGUAAAAUGGAAGAAGCGACUGAAAACAGAAUGAACAUCCAAAGAGCACAAAAAUCAAUGGAACCAACUGAAAAACGUAUGCAAUUGAGCAUAGAAAUUGAUGAUGGAGAACUUCUAUUGGUUUUAAAUUAGCGUGAAUUGGACCGAUUAAAAUUGAAAUCUUUAUGACAAAAUAUGAAAAAAAUGUAAAAUAAUAUAUAUGUAUCUGGCAUUAAGCUCUCAAGCUGUCCAAACAAAUUCAAUUAAUUUCAUUUCGAUACAUAGUCAGUUCCAGCAAUUCUUACAUAUAAAUAAGAAAAAUAAUGUUCCAAAACGAGUAACAUUUGGAAACAUCUAUUAAGUGGAUAAUUUA
Contarinia nasturtii (swede midge) is the source of this 1326-nucleotide messenger RNA. RefSeq lists its product as uncharacterized. The coding region runs from base 378 to 1106 and encodes 242 amino acids. The record is from RefSeq and is a predicted model, not a curated record. NCBI's taxonomy places the organism in Eukaryota, Metazoa, Arthropoda, Insecta, Diptera, Cecidomyiidae. The transcript is spliced from 2 exons.